AAAACAACAUAACAUUACUUUUGCGGUGAAGUUACAUGCAUUUCGUUUUAGCAUAAAACUAUCUUAAAUUGAUUUUUAAAAAUGGCAAGCAAGUAUGACUCGUUGUUAGUAGAGAGACACCUACAGAAGGCUUUGGAACACGCGAUAGACAUUGCAAGCCCUCGAAUCAACCUGGAACGCAAGAAGAUGUUCAAGAUAAUGAAUGGAGAUUGUUUCUAUCCGAUGACUUACUGGCCACUCGAUAUUCAAAUUAUAUUCUGGAACUAUGUCACCUCAGACCUGGAAAUUUUCAAACUGACAAUAUUUUUCCUAGGGAAUGGUUGUUCGCCAUUCGUUCUAUUCACAUUCCUCAUUCUAGGGUUCAAAAGAGACCCAUCUAAAUUUAAUAAACAAAUUUAUCAAAUUAAAUGGAUUACAAAAAACUUAGAAUCACAUAACAGCAGAUGGUACUACUUCGACAUUCACUUCAAUCAAAUGAGAUACCUCAACCAACAACCUCUCCCUUACCAGAAAGGAAACCGUGACACUAUUUUUGACGAUAUCUGAAAGACGAAGAGUGGACAUGAAUCUUUAUAAACAAUACAUUUAACGAAAUAAUAUAUCACGAACCUGUAAUUUUUAAGACGAUUUAGAUGCUUAUUUAAAUAUGUAAAUAUCAAAAUAUGCUAAUACUGACUCAUUUAUAUACUAAAUAAUUCUCAUUUAUAAUGCUACUCAUCACAGGAUAACAUAACACGUGUUGCUAAGCAUAUAACACACUACUGUAUUUAUUAACAAUCAUUGUUUUAUGCAUACACAUUACAUUUCUUCCCCUGCCAACAUCUCCUAUAUAAGUAUCUUGUGUAAGCAUCCAUAUGUAAUUAUUAACUAUUAUCCACAUUUGUACUCAUACCAAAAUACCACUAUUUUGGCACUCACAAAACAAAUGACAGCCAUACCAAUAAUUGCCAUACCACUUAUAUAUAGUACAGAAACAAUAAAAUACAUGCAAUACAAAAAUGAUACACGCUAUUACUUACCUUUAGGACAACGAACGAAAAUCCACUCCAUCAAAUGAGAGAAGAGCAAUUGGUCCAUUCAGCAUGAGAACCCUUUUUCCACCGGGCAAAAACUUUUGACAUAACUGGGACUUUAAACGAUGGGUGGACACCGAAAAGGUAAGAAUGCUUACAGCACUGACUGACAAAAUGAUAACAAACAUAUCCGACCACGCACUGACAAAUGAAGAAAAGGAAACACUUGGAAAAGGACUGAAAUUUAUACCCAACUUACAGAAAGUAGGAAGAGAAGUAUACGAGGCUAGUGUGGAGAAAUUUAAAAGAAAACUCGACUCAAGAUGUUCUUCAAGGAUAGAAAGGAGCAGAAGAGAUCCGUAUUCUACAAGAAAUCCAGCUAGGUACCUCGAGAAACAGAGAAUGAAAACAUACUUGAAUAUUUUGGCAAGAUAGACAAAGAUCUAGAAGAGAUAUGGAACAGAGAGAUACAAAGAAAAAGAAACAAUUUGAAACCAGAGGUAUGGCAGGCACUGAAAAACCUACAAAACAUCCGAGACAUUGUUAUCAAAAAAACUGACAAGAGAGGAGGGCUCUGCAUCAUGAACAAAACAACCUACGAAGAGAAAGUGAGUGAACUACUAAUGGAAAGAACAGUAUACAGAGAGCUCCAGACUGACCAAACAAAUAAGAUUGUGAGAGGAAUACUGACAUGUCAAACUACAUGCUUAAACUUCACAAAAUUAACGAACAGACUGCAGAGUUUCACCUUCCCCACAAACCAUGUAGACCACCACUAUUUUACGGACUUCCAAAAAUUCAUAAACCUAACAUUCCACUACGACCAAUAGUCAGCGCAUGCAGCGGACCUAGGGACAACCUAUCAGAAUACCUGACAAAACUCAUACAACCACUGGUCGAAUCACUACCAGCCUACAUUAAAGACAGUAUACACUUUCUCAACAUGUUACAAAAUAUACAACUUCAAUCUUCAGAAUUCAUCUUUGUGAUGGCUGACGUGACAUCACUCUACACCAACAUCCCACACAGAGAUGGCAUAGACGCAGUAGUACAUUAUUUGAGGCUCAUACCAUUACAAGAUAGACCACCUGACUGCCCAUCACCAGGUAUCAUAGGCAACCUAAUAGAAGAAAUACUAUCAAACAGUACUUUCUCCUUUGGUGACAAACACUACCAUCAACUGACAGGCACAUUAAUGGGCACACAGGUGGCGCCAUGCUAUGCAAAUUUAUUCAUGGGAAGGUUUGACGAACAAAUCACUAAACAAUUUCCGAACCACAUUACUUUCUACAGAAGAUUCAUUGACGACAUAUUCUUCAUUUUUCAAGGACCCAUAGAAGUGUUAGAUCAGAUCUGCAACUACAUGAACACCAUCCAUCCAACAAUCAAAUUCACUUUUAAUCACUCAGCAACAUCAAUAAACUUUCUAGACAUAUUACUGUACAAAAAUGAACAAGGCAACAUUCACACGACCAUCUAUCGAAAACCAACUGACACAAUGGGACUACUUCACUAUGACUCACAUCAUCCCGCACACACCAUUCCGGGCACCAUAUACAGCCAAGCUCUCAGAUACUGCACUAUCAUUACAGAAAGAACUUAAAUACUUAACUAUAACACUAGUACAAAAAGACUAUCCUCUGCACAUCAUCAACAAUAACAUUAAGAAAGCGCUUCAUAAAACAUAAACUUAUCAACAACAGGUGCGCGCAGAAAAAUACAGAAAGACUAACAAUAGUUACUCCAUAUACUCCCAUUGGACAACAAAUCAACAGCAUUAUUCUUAACAACUGGAACAUGAUUGACCCUAACUUACAACUACAGGACGUAUUUCCACACAAACCACUAUCAAUACAUACAAACUUAAAAUCUAUUAAAGACUUACUAAUACACACUAAACACCAACAAUAACAACUGCACAAAAGAAUAUUAGCUUUUAUUUCAACCUCUCUAUCAACAACAUCAUCUAAAUCAAAACUUCUUAGGAACAAAAAUUCUGGUUCAUCAAGACUCUACAAACUAACGCAAAUUUAUCAUUGGUAUUUUUGGCCUUGCUCUCCUCAGUCUGUUAUUCAGCAUAAAAGCCAUUUCUAAAACCACAUGCUAAUCUGUUUGAACUCUGUGAUACAGAGCGGUGAGUUUAAAAUUCAAUUUAUUUACAUUUUUUGGAUAUUUAGGCGGAUUUCUUAUCAAUCUUGACAUUCCCUGUAUAUCUUUGUUUAUUUAUAAUUCUAAAUUUAACUUUUAUAUAACAACGACAAGUUAAUAUUCAUCAUCAAGAACAUCUUACAUCUUCGUCAUGAUUUAAACCCAAAAGAUAAUAUUUACUUUCAAAAUCUUUUAUUCUAUACACAAUUAUAUCUAUAGACAAAGUAUAUGUACCAAUAUUUGUUUAUAAGGGGACAAAUGUCUAUGUUUUUUCUUAAUUAGCUACAUGCUACUAAGUUUUUAACUGUAGUAACAGUUUAUAAGUAUGUACCAAUAUGACUAUCACUUUAUGUUGUAUGUCUAUGGUACAGAAUGAAUGUCAUAAGAUAUCUGUGUGAAUAUUUACACUGGCAUUCCUAAACAGAUACACAAAGACCCUGGUCAAUAAUGACCAAGAAAAGAACAUACUAAGUCUAAGACAUACCACCCUAUUACAAAAUACUGGUGUUUUACAAACUUUGAGCACGUGCUCUAUUUUAGCAAAGUAGUGUCCACAGGGUGUCGACCAUUGGUCAGCCGCCAGACCUUCAAAACUCCCUGAUGACAACUAAUGGUCCUGAUGAGAAUGUCAUCUUGACACUACAUGGAUAAUUGGAUAUUAGAACACCUAUAUUUUAAUCAUUUACAUUUCAAUACAAUUAUGCUUAUCAUUCUAAUAUUUAUACUUGUAUUUCUAGAAGCUAUAUUUGUUGAUUUAUGCCUAUAAGGUUAUACUUUAUUCAGAUUAGGUCAUCAAAACAUUACUCUAACACCUAUUCAACACGAAAAAUGUGUGAAAUAGCUAUUGUAAUGUAUUUAAUACAUAUAAAUGAUUUAGGGAUACUUGGGAGAAUAUAGGUAUAUAUAAUCAUAAGGAUAUAUAUAUAUAUAUGUGAGCAUACACAUGUGUGAGUACAUACAUACUCAUAUGUGUUUGUAUUAGUACACAUAUAAUCAAGUCUAUCAGUGUGUGUAUAUGUAUUUAUAUAUGUGCUAUAAUGUAUUUGUAUGUAUAUUUGUAUUUUCUUCAAUGUAUUUGCAUUUGAUAUGUAUUUGUAUAUAUGCUUUAAUAUAAUACUGCUAGAAUCAUACAUAAUAUUUAAUAUACAAUUCCGGUAAAAUACAAUAAAAGUACCACAUCUAAUAUUCUUUCAAUAUUCACUGCAUCUUUUUACUAUGUAUAUUUAUCAUUUUUAUGACGCUAACAACACCGAACAAAUAUUGAUGAAAUGAAUCAUUCUACUCCAAAUAUUACCACUGCUAUUCAUCAGUCAGACCAAAUACUAACAGUUCAGCUAACCAUAACCAUUACAAUAACUGACUUCUACUGUCACCAUACAUGCUCUAAAAUUUUGACUAUCAUCUACAAUUUACUCUAACAAUCCUGUCAGGGUUAUUAUAAUAAUAUCUUAACCAUCUGAUAUCUACUUAAAAAACGAAUAAUUCUACACCAGCUCUGUGACAUACAUCUGACAAAUACUUAAAAAACGAAUAACUCUACUCCAGCUCUGUUACAUACAUCAUCUAAUAGCUUAAGACACAAGUCACUAUGAAUAUUAUUAAGCAAAAAACAGGCCAUGAUUUUCAAAAAACAAAUAAUUCUACUCCAUUUUAAAUAUUUCUCGUAACAUCACAGUCACGUGGCUUAUGCGCUGUGAUUCUUUUUACUUAAACAAAAUACCAAACACUUUUUUGAAACCUCAUAUUAACCGGUUAAACUACAAAACUCCAUAUUAUUGUUAUGUAUUAGUGGUAAUUUUUAUAAAGAUUAUUAGUUAAAAAAUUUAUAUAUUAGUUUUUGUUGUUAUGCUGAUGUAAUUCCAGUUUAAUAUUUUAGAUCAUCUAGUUGUAAUAGUUUGUUUACUCUCCAGAAACACGUCAUGACUACUAAAAUUCACGUCUAGCUUACGUUACACCAAUUUAAAGGACAUUAAACUAUUUUUUAUACUGAUAACUCAUACUAUUGAGGCAUGCUACACACGUAAACCACAUUAACUAUUUACAUUACACAUACCUAAAUAUACUCAAAGCAGUUCACAACUCUCAUUGACUCAUGUUAUACUUUGACGAAACACUGUACUUAUGGACACUCAAGUCAAAAAAUUACUAACUAUUGUUUGCAAGUUAUACUGAACCCUACUAAUUGUCCUCUGGUCUCAGUGUCAAUUCAGGAAUCUGUGGCAAUCGUCCUGACUGGAUAAUCUGAGAAUAGUCUUUUUGGGAUAACACAAUGGGAUACCUUAAAAAGAUACCCUGGUGUAGACUCAGAGUGGAACUUCUUUUGGGAUACCAGUCUCGGAUGAAAGCUGGAGGUCUUCAUGUGUUCAUAUUGCACCAUAAGGCACAAAUCCAUACUGUACUUGAGACGUUCAUGACACUUAUAUCUAUAAUGGAUGUUUAUCACCCUAAUAAUACAAACCACAUGGUGACUACUUAUAAAACGAAUAAUUCUACUCCAUUACCAGUUCUACCCACAUGUCACAUUUACGCCAGACACUAAUAACAAUUUAAUAGCACAACUAAUAACUUUCCUCGACUAUUGUUUAGUUUUCUUAUUUAUUUUUUACUACACUUUACUUAUAUCAGUUUUAAAUAUUUUUCCACUUUAAGGCUCUUUGUUUUCCACUGGACAUCUGUCCUUUUGUACUUAUAUCUCACUCUGCUAAACUCUUUUUAACUUAUUAUUUAUCCCUAAGGGGUUUACUGCUCGGUGCAGCUU
This is a messenger RNA of Hydra vulgaris (swiftwater hydra), 5919 nucleotides long. RefSeq lists its product as uncharacterized. The record is from RefSeq and is a predicted model, not a curated record. NCBI's taxonomy places the organism in Eukaryota, Metazoa, Cnidaria, Hydrozoa, Anthoathecata, Hydridae.